GGCCGUGCGUGGUGCGUGUCCCGCCUCUGCCCUCGCAGAGCCCGGAUGAAGAGUAACGCCAUUACCGCCCGGGCUUCCGAGAGCACUGGCGGACGCGGACUGGGGCUGGACAGUGGAGCUGCUGCGCCAUGAGGCUCCUCCCCCGCUUGCUGCUGCUUCUCCUGCUGGUCUUCCCAGCCACCGUCUUGCUCCGCGGAGGCCCGGGAGGUUCAUUAGCCAGAGCUCAAGAUCUUACAGAGGAUGAAGAAACAGUAGAAGAUUCAAUAAUCGAAGAUGAAGAUGAGGAAGCUGAGGUAGAAGAAGAUGAACCCACAGAUUUGGCAGAAGAUAAAGAGGAAGAAGAUGUGUCUGGUGAACCUGAAGCUUCACCAAGUGCAGAUACAACCAUCCUGUUUGUAAAAGGAGAAGAUUUUCCAGCGAAUAAUAUUGUGAAGUUCCUGGUAGGCUUUACAAACAAGGGCACAGAAGAUUUUAUCGUUGAGUCCCUAGACGCGUCGUUCCGCUACCCUCAGGACUACCAGUUCUACAUCCAGAAUUUCACGGCUCUUCCUCUGAAUACUGUUGUGCCGCCCCAGAGGCAGGCCACUUUCGAGUACUCCUUCAUCCCCGCGGAGCCCAUGGGAGGACGGCCCUUCGGGCUGGUCAUCAAUCUGAACUACAAGGAUUUGAGUGGCAAUGUGUUCCAGGAUGCUGUCUUCAAUCAAACUGUCACCAUCAUUGAAAGAGAGGACGGGUUGGAUGGAGAAACAAUCUUUAUGUAUAUGUUCCUCGCUGGUCUUGGGCUUCUGCUGAUUGUUGGCCUUCAUCAGCUCCUGGAGUCCAGAAAGCGCAAGAGACCAGCACAAAAGGUGGAGAUGGGCACGUCCAGUCAGAGUGACGUCGACAUGAGCUGGAUUCCUCAGGAGACUUUGAAUCAGAUCAACAAAGCAUCUCCGAGAAGGGCGCCCCGGAAGCGGGCACAGAAGCGGUCGGCGGGCUCUGACGAGUGAGGUCCUGCGUUCCCACCCUCAGUCUCGGCCGGUGGGAGUCAGAGCAGAGCCACACACUGCCGUGGGAGGUACCUGCUCCUGAAGUGUGGACUGAGCGAUCCGAGUGUGGCGAGAACAUUGCUGAAAAUGCACUGCAUUCAUUUUUCUAAAGUAAUGAAUUUGGUUUUUUUUUAAACCAUUAAAAUCCACGUGUGUGCGUGUGUACGCGUGUGAGCAGUCGGUCUUACCAGAAUCAUUGUUGAACCACCUGAAUCAUGCCUUUAGAAUACUAAAUGCGAGCCAUUGUCUCUUCUUUCUGGCGCUUUCUGAUUUUUGCUCCUAAACUGGGUGAGUGUUUGCCCUCAAUGUGAUUUUAGGUGCCCUGCCUUGAGCUGUCUUAGGGAAUAAUUGUUUCUUCCAAGGAAUUGCUCAGAUCCCAACUGAUGGCACAAAUUCUCUUUUUUCCAUUGCUUUCUUUCAGCUAGUAUUCUAAAGGCAGAGGCAGGAGUGGCUGCUUCAGUAGCAGUAAAAUUGUUUUGGUAUUUUUGCUGCUGUUUAAUGCGUUACCUUCAAAAAAUUUCCCAAAUGGACUAAAGGAAUUUGAGGCUGUCUCUAGCAACAAGAUUGUAAAACAUGAAAAUUCUGCUGACUUUGAUAUAUAAAUCCCACGCCUCCCCCCUUUUGUCUAACAACAACAACAACAAAAAUGGUACAAUUUUGUGAACUGAGUUGUGUUGUCCAUUGUUUUGGCCCAGGGAGAGCUCUGGGAACCAUCUGGGACCUACCUGGGCUGCGGGUUUUGUUUUGAAGAGAAUUUGGUUUUCCUUUACGGAAGGGUCCUUUCCUAGGAGAACUUAGCAUGGUCCGUGGCCCAGCGGACCACAUGUCAGGGACAGAGUUAGGAUUUCAGCUAAUGGUAAUCUGCAGAAACAAAAAUUUAAAAGUUAAAUAGUUCUUAUGUAAUCUUUUGCAUUUUGGUGGUUAACAUACCUUUUUUGGAUUAACGUGGGAAUUCUUUAAAAAGUGAAGCUCUUAAAGACCUCAGGACCAGAAUUAUAAAUUGUGUCCUGUUAAGCCCUCCUGGAGGGUUACUCUUGCCGAGGCAGUAAUCAUGUUUGGUGUUGCUGUCAGGCUGGAUAAAGGUAAAGUGAAUGUGUAUGAACGAGUAAGAGGCUUUCCCCUCUGUUUUGAAGCCAUACUUAUGUUUUGUGAGACAGUGGUGACAGUUGAGUGACUCAUUCCUGACCUCCCUACCUCCUCAUUUGAUAUAAUCCGCUCCCCUGCGCACAUCCACACAUACAGAAAAGGGACGCAGCAGUGAAACACUACACUACACACAAGAUGCAACUUGUGUACGUGUUGGAGCAUCUGAGCCAAAGCCCGUGGCCAGAGAGGUUUGAGAGAGGUUUAUUUGUAGUCAUGAGUCACUGCGAGGAGGGCCGGGUGUCCGGCCACCCGCACCGGCGCCGCCACCACCAUGCUGUAAGCAUUCUGCACCUGGCCGCGCAGCGCUGUUCUCACUGAGGUGUGUGAGUUGGUUCUCAGCUUUGCAGGGUCUCGGUACCCGCAUGGCUUUGGCUUACUGUAGCAUAGGGAACCCUUCGCGUUAUCAAGGAGCGUUUUGUGACUUUGUAAAUUUGUGAAACUCCUGGAACAGCAAGCAGUCGGUGCACAGAGCGCCCUCGGGGGCCCUCUCAGGGUCCCCGCGGUACCUGGCGGAGGAUGGGCCUCUCCUUCCCUCCCUCCCGCAGCAGCGCGUCCAGCUCUCAGGCGAAGCCAGUGUUCGGGAGGCCUGUCUUCUCGUUGUGUUCUUCCUUAGUGUAGCUCGGCAGCAGCUGUUUGCAGAACUAACUCCACAUGAAUGGAAUUCACUUCCACACAUGGUUUGUCCAAGCACACUUAAUAAGUAGCCUGUUUUAAGUGUCUUCUUAUGGUGUAAAUACUCGGGUACGCUUUCCUCUGCUUUAGUCUGUUCACUCGCAGCGCCAGCCGAGGUUGCAGAGUCCACCCUCCGAGCAGUGUGGCUUCCGCACCGGAAGGUUCCAGACCAGAGGGUUCUGAUGCCAGGCUGAUGCCAGGCCGCUCUGGCUGUGCGGCCUCCUCCUGCUUCUGCUCCUGCUCCUCCCUAGAUGGGGCUGCAGCGAGCACGGGAGGAAAGGAGCAGCGACGUGAGGCCAGUGCGGUUGGAGUCGCCAGCGGCUCAGAAGUGACAGCUCGGGAAGACAGAAGCCGUCCGUCCACCGUGAGGAAUUGUUGAAAGCGCCUGCCUUGAAUGUGUAUUUGUAGCUCAUCAGCCCAGAAUUGUAUUUUGGCUCAGCCAGGGAGAAAUAAAUGGCAGUAAUGUGACAUCAAAACCUUCA
Cavia porcellus (domestic guinea pig) is the source of this 3328-nucleotide messenger RNA. It is a transcript of the gene Ssr1, whose product is annotated as signal sequence receptor subunit 1. Gene Ontology annotation, cellular component: endoplasmic reticulum; endoplasmic reticulum membrane. NCBI's taxonomy places the organism in Eukaryota, Metazoa, Chordata, Mammalia, Rodentia, Caviidae. The record is from RefSeq and is a predicted model, not a curated record. The coding region runs from base 129 to 989 and encodes 286 amino acids. The transcript has 8 exons.